AUGAAGUGGUUAAUUCUGGUAGUUUUAAUCCUUACCGUCAUCUUCGAAUUUUCGUCGGCUGAAUCUUCAAUUCGAGCAAGCCGCGUUAAGCGCUACUAUGGAAUGGGUUAUCCUGGUAUGGGAUACGGAAUGGGAAUGGGACAUUAUGGAAUGAUGCCACCCUAUGGUGGAUAUGGAAUGGGAUUUGGAAUGAGACCGUAUGGAAUGUGGGGCUAA
This is a messenger RNA of Enterobius vermicularis (human pinworm), 216 nucleotides long. Lineage: Eukaryota; Metazoa; Nematoda; Chromadorea; Rhabditida; Oxyuridae. The record is from the annotation of a GenBank genome assembly.